Molecule: messenger RNA, 2202 nt
Organism: Scheffersomyces amazonensis
Lineage: Eukaryota; Fungi; Ascomycota; Pichiomycetes; Serinales; Debaryomycetaceae
Product: Hyphally regulated cell wall protein N-terminal-domain-containing protein
Exons: 2
Coding region: 1-2202 (733 amino acids)
Source: RefSeq, a predicted model, not a curated record
AUGAAAGUAGCAAGCUUGUUUUUGGCAAUUGCUCUAAAAUUCACACUAACCUUAACUCAACAAAUCACACAAGACACAGUAGAUUAUGGGACAAUAGAUAUUGGGGUAGGUGAUAUAGACAUAAAUCCAAAUGUGUACUACUCUAUCAUAAAUAAUGCCAUUACAGCUAUUGUCGGCAGUCUUAACGUUGGAGACGGAGGUGGGUUUUAUAUCAGUAGUGUAUCUAAUCUUAUCGGUUUGGAUGUCACUUUAACAGGUGGCAAUGUAUUCAAUAAUGGUACUAUUUCUUUCAAUUCUGUGGCAUCCAUUCUUCCAAGUACUUAUAUCAUCACUACUUUAGGAAGUUUUGUUAAUGAUGGUGAUUUCUAUAUGGGUUCAAAUGGAGCUAUAGGUUCUGGUGUUUUCACUAUCAAUUCACCAGUUGUCACGAACAAUGGGUUAAUGGUUUUCUAUCAAACACAAAAUAAUGGUGGUCAAGUGAUCUUAGGUGGAACAAACUUAUUAAAUGGUAUUACUAACAAUGGACAGAUUUGUUUAUACAAUGAAUUAUAUGAACAACUCUCUGAUAUUGAUGGUACAGGAUGUAUUACGACGCAAGCAAACUCUACCGUCUUUGUUUCUAAUCCUUUGGCUAACAUAGGCGGCCAAACUAUCUAUUUAGCUGAUGGUCAAUCAUCUGUUAUUGCUAAUCCCCUUCUUUCAGGAAAUCCAAUUAAUGUUGCUGGAUUUGGUAAUGGAAAUAUGGUUGCUUUGAGUACAACGUUAGUUCCCAACGUCCUCGGAGUUACUAGACCUUAUGCGUAUAAUACACAAAAUGGACAGUUGACACUUUAUGGCUUAACAGGUUCUCAGGUUUUCAACAUUGGUACAGGGUAUGAUGCCAAUGAUUUCGCAGUUACAACAGAUUGGGAUGCCGUUGCCGAUGGUGUAAUUCUUCCUUUUAAUGCAGUUACAUACAAUGGACCAGUACCAAAUCCAAGUUUACCAAGUAAUUGUGCAUUAUGUAAUACCCUUCCAGCCAUUCCUGGACUAAACGGAACAGAUUACACAACUACUGUAACUACUACAGAAAAUGGUCAAGUAUGUACAGAUAUUGAAGAGGUAGCUGUAACAUCAGAUUCACUGGGAAAUUUCUAUAAUACUACCAUUCUCAUUUCCGCUUACUGCAGCUCUACAGAAUCAACUGCAUUAUCAUCAUCCAGUGAAGCCAGUUCAUCAUCCAGUGAAGCCAGUUCAUCAUCCAGUGAAGCCAGUUCAUCAUCUAGUGAAGCCAGUUCAUCAUCCAGUGAAGCCAGUUCAUCAUCUAGUGAAGCCAGUUCAUCAUCCAGUGAAGCCAGUUCAUCAUCCAGUGAAGCCAGUCCAUCAUCUAGUGAAGCCAGUCCAUCAUCCAGUGAAGCCAGUUCAUCAUCCAGUGAAGCCAGUUCAUCAUCCAGUGAAGCCAGUCCAUCAUCUAGUGAAGCCAGUUCAUCAUCCAGCUCUACUGGAUAUACUGCCAAGGCCACUUCUACUCUUUCUAAUGGAAUCGUUACUACUGAAUCUGCUGAAGUAAUAGUUUCUACUAAUUCUGAGGGAGUUUGGUACACUACUACCUCAAUCAUUGAAAAAUGUUCAUGCUCAGAAUAUACAACUACUAUUGUGACAACUGAUACAGUUGGUGUUCCUUGCACUUCAUCAGGUGUGGUAAUUAUUACAACUAAUGAUAAAGGAGAAUAUUAUACAAGCACUUCUAUUAUUGGAACCAAAGGAAACAGCAUUUACACCACUACCAUAGUAACAACUAAUACUGUCGGAGUUCCAUGUACAGAAACUGGAGUUGUUAGUGUAGGAACUGACUCUGAGGGUCAUGAAUACACUAGUACCAGCUUUAUAUCUGGAAAUAGUGUAGUUUCUGCUUUCACAACAACAAUUAUUAAGGGAAGUACCGAGGGAGAGGAAUCAACCCAGAUAGCUAAUAUAGUUGUUAAAAGUGGAAGUGAAGGUAGUCUUUACACCUCUACUUAUAUUAUCGGUGAAGCAACUGCUGGAGGAGAAAUUGUUGGUACAACUGAGGCAUCACAAGCAAGUGAAACGGAUAUUUCUACAUCUUCUAGUGCAACUUCUCCAGAAUCAACUGUGGCAGCUCAAGAGGGCUCUUCCAACAGAAACCAAGGUUCAAUUUUAUUUACAUUAAUUGUAAGUUUGGUUUUCACUUUUUUCAUUUAG